Molecule: messenger RNA, 1922 nt
Organism: Doryrhamphus excisus (bluestripe pipefish)
Lineage: Eukaryota; Metazoa; Chordata; Actinopteri; Syngnathiformes; Syngnathidae
Source: RefSeq, a predicted model, not a curated record
UGAGGAACCUUUAUUUUGCUGACACCCACAGAAGUAUCAGCUGUAUUAUGUAAUCAUUUAUUAGCAUGCAACGAUUUACACCACAACACAGUAAAAGGAAAAUGUAUUACAGUACUACAAUACAGUCAUGAGCACAUAAAUGAUGUAAUGUGCAUGCCAGACCAGUAGUUGGCGAUGUCACAUUGUAAAGGCAGCACUGCGCACGCGCACGAAAGUUUGUACUGUAUCCGGCAUUCUUCCUCGGUCGGUGUCUCUGCGAUACAUUAACGAAAACAUUUUCAUUGAACGCUCUACAUGUCCGUCAUUGAUGGCAGCACCGUGGAUUGGUCACUGCCGUCACCAGUCUUCAAUCUGACAUGUCAAUCAUUACUAUGAUUACUCUUAGAUCGUAGCGGCUGGCACAGAGCAGACAGACGAGACGGUGGCAGCCAAGGAAAAAAAAGGCCGACCCCGGGUGGUGAACUUCCAUUAACCCGCAUUGCUGGAAAUCCAGACCAUGGCGUCAUCGCAACACCUGAGCGGCAGCUGGCUGCGGCGGCUUCUCGUCGUGUUUUUGAAGCUCUGCUUUACGUUUGCUGGUCCGCUGCGGCCGCUCAACGGGACCGAAUGCACAGCCAAAGGACCUGCUUCUUACAUUGUGGUGUUUACGGGUCACUGGAGUCCGCAGGCGUUCCCGAAGCAGUAUCCACUGUUCCGGCCCCCUGCACAGUGGUCUAAGCUCAUAGCGGUGAGCCAUAAUCGCCAUUUUCGACUCUGGGAGGACGGUUCUCCGGCCAGUGCAGGGGUGCAGAAUUUUGCUGAACUGGGAGUGACGGUGGAGCUGAUGAAGGCGGCCAAGGACGCUAGGAGGAGACGCUCAGUCGGCGCCAUGUACCGAACGGCCGGCAUCCCUAACGGAAUCGGGCACAGCUCCACAGAGAUGCUCAUGCAGCCCAGGAACUCGCUGCUGUCUCUGCUGGUGAAGAUGAUCCCCAGCCCUGAUUGGUUUGUGGGUGUGGACAGCCUCACCCUCUGCGAGGGCAACCACUGGAAACAGGAAGUGACCAUCGACCUCCAACCGUACGACGCCGGGACGGACAGCGGUUUCACUUUCUCUUCCCCCAACUUUCCCACCAGCCCCCAGGAGAAUAUUACGAAGAUCACCUCUCAGAUGCCAAACCACCCAGCGAACUCCUUCUACUAUCCACGCCUGAAGGACCUUCCGCCCAUUGCCAGCAUCAAGAUCAUGCGGCAGAGCAGGUCCCCUCAUCGCCAAGUCCCCAUGUCCAAUCACAUCUUCCCAAACUCCAUCAGUCCUCAGAGGUUCUCAGUGACCCCCCUAGACUGUGAAGUGUCUCUGUGGUCAUCCUGGGGCUUGUGUCUGGGCCCCUGCUCCAAAGGCGGCGUCCGCCAUCGCACACGCUACAUCCUGCUACGACCGGCCAACGCUGGCGUCCCCUGUCCCGAGCUGGAGGAACAGGCCGAGUGCGUACCACACAGCUGCAUGAAGCUCCAGUAACCCACAGAGAAGAGCCAACACUGGGACUCAUUAUUACUGCUGGACUGGGAAAAACGUACUGUGUUAUUUCUAUGCAAUGGAAUGAAUUUCUCUCCCUGUCAAGACUGCAUUUAUUAUUUUUAAGUGUGUAUUAUUGUAUUGAAUAUAUGAAUAUAUGAAUAUAUUAAUAUAGUAUUGGACCAAUGUUGCUCUUGCAGUUAUUAAGUCACAGUGGACACGGAACACACACACACAUAACAUGUGUGUAUUAUUGUACAUAACAUAUGCUCGCCAAACUUUCUAAAAAUAACCUCACACCCAAAUUGACAGAAAGGCUUGAAACAUUUAGAUACAUUUUUUUUACAGAAAUAAAUAAUAUUUGUAUUUUGAUUUAUUUUAUUUUAACAUGGAUGUUUUUUGUAUAUAUUAUAUUGUAUACUCAUGA